This is a messenger RNA of Symbiodinium pilosum, 3768 nucleotides long. NCBI's taxonomy places the organism in Eukaryota, Dinophyceae, Suessiales, Symbiodiniaceae. The record is from the annotation of a GenBank genome assembly.
AUGGCGGCCUUUGGUGACUUCUUCGGUCAGGUGGGUGGCACCAUGAAGCCGACGGAGCAGCUGCGGUUCACACUGCGGCGAGAGCAGGGCCUGGAAGUGAGGAGUCGGAGGAGUUGCAUGUCUUUUGGCCAGAUGACCUUGUCGGCCACAGCACUGGGUGAUACCAUGCUGCCCAGAUUUCGGGAAACCUACUUGUACAGAUGUUAUGAGAGGAAUGUGCGCUCAAGCGACGUGCUCCCAAACUCUGAGCCAGAGGAUGAGGAAUUGGACCUCUCCCAGAUUAGAGUUCAAAGCACACCGCAGCAGCUGAGCCUCCGCAUCCCUGCUUGCCCAUCAGCUCUCCCAGCCACGAAGAUGGCAGGAAGUACGGAGUACGAAGUUGUGUCUGUUAGCUAUGUAUCCACCUGCAUCACCUGCCUUGAGGUUCUCAAUGCCUGGGCCAGUGCUGCCAUGAAGUCGCUUGCAGGCUUGGCAGGCCAGCGCAGAUUCAAAAAGGAGAGAGAUGCUGCAGCCAAAGUGCUUCAGGCAAGUAGCUCGCAUCAGGUGGCUUGCCGCUGGUCCAAGCACUUCAAGCACUUGGCGGAGGGGGCGGCGUCAACGCUUCUGUGUGGCAGGCUUGGGGGCGUUGGUUCCAUUGACGCCUUCUUGGAGGAGAGCGAAAAGUCACUAGCGACCUCUGCCGUGAUGUUCAUUGGAUCCAUCAAGGGCCUGAACAAGCAUUCCACAGCGAGGGAAGGAAACUACAUGGGAAUGGUUGCUACUGCCUUGGGAAUCCUUUCUGUGCUGCUGUCCCCGGGAUUUCACUCCGCGCACAUCCGUUUCUUCCUGACCUUUUUGGCAGCCGGCGGCGUUGGUUACGGUAUUGCCAGCAACGUGAAAAUGGAGGACAUGCCGCAGCUAGUUGCGGCCUUCCACUCCUUUGUUGGGCUGGCGGCGGUUUUUGCUGGCUUUGCUAGCUACAGCAACGUAGCAAACCCCUACACGGUCAUGAAGGCGCUGGAGACAGCAAUAGGCAUCGCCAUUGGUUCUCUGACUUUCACUGGUUCAGUGGUGGCAGCUGGGAAGCUUCAUGAGCUGAUCCCAGGAAAGCCCAUAAUCCUUCCACAGAGGUGGCUACUAAACGGGGCUGCAGUGGGAGGCAGUGCCGUUCUCACUGCCCUCUUCCUGAACCCAGCCACGUACGCCUCACACGCAGGAGCUGCGCUUCUGCUGGCCAAUACGGCCAUCUGGGGCUUCCUUGGGGUAAACAUGGUCUUGCCCAUAGGUGGAGCUGACAUGCCAGUGGUGGUCUCGCUCCUCAACGCCUUCAGCGGUCUUGCUACAUCCGCUGCUGGCUUCAUGCUCUCCAAUGACUUGCUUACAAUCUCUGGAGCCUUGAUCGCCUCCAGCGGCACCCUGCUAAGCGAUAUCAUGUGCCGGGGAAUCAACCGAUCCAUGUACAACGUCCUCCUGGGUGGAUUUGGCACCGACGCAGGCAGCUCCUCAGCUGCUGCAGCCGCCACAGGUGGCAGGGAGAAUGUGAGCGAAGUCUCUGCUGUUGGCUUUGUGGGCAUGCUCUUCGGGGCCAAGAAGGUUGUGAUCGUUCCCGGUUACGGCCUGGCAGUGGCCAGAUGCCAGCAGAAGCUGGCAGAAAUCGUAGCCAUGCUGCGAAGGCAUAAUGUCACCGUGCACUUUGCCAUCCACCCAGUGGCUGGCCGCAUGCCUGGUCACAUGAAUGUGCUCCUGGCAGAAGCCGAUGUGCCUUACGACAUUGUCAAAGAGAUGGAUGAGAUAAACGCAGAGCUGCCAACAUACGAUGUCGGGAUUGUGGUAGGGGCCAACGACAUUGUGAAUCCUGCGACCCAGGACGACCCCAGCAGCCCCAUAUACGGCAUGCCGGCCAUUGAGAUAUGGAAGUGCAAGCAGUGUGUGGUCCUAAAGCGCUCAAUGGGGACAGGCUACAGCGGUGUAGACAACCCCCUCUUCUACCUCAGCAACGUGAAGAUGCUCUUUGGAGAUGCAAAGCAGUCCAUGGACAGCAUUAGCAGCUGCCUCGAGGACAGCCAUGACCGCUUCACCGCAGCAGCAGGGGCAAGCUCCAGCGGUGACCAGCAUGAUGCCACGCAAGGCGCAGAGCCCGAGGUCUUCCCAGAAGCGCUGCGGGUCAUUGGCAUCCUACGAGAGCGCAUCCCAGGUGAAGCUCGAGUCAGCUUUGCGCCAUCCGCCGUUGCGAAGCUGCGGCGCAUGGGAUUCUCCAUCCUUCUGGAAGCUGGUGCCGGCACCGCUGCUGGCUUCACAGACGAGGAGUACACGAGGCACGGCGGUGUCCAGGUGGCUGAGUCCUCGGUGGAGGUCCUGAAGCAGGCUGACAUCAUCUUCAAAGUGACCGAACCGCUGCUGGAUGAAGUGCAGAUGCUGCAGGGAACCCAGACGAUGGUGGGGUUCUGGAACAUGUACGGCACCCAGGAGCUCCUUGCAGCCCUGGCACAGACCUCCGCCUCCGUGCUGAACCUGGCUUUGGUGCCCCGCGUCUCGAGGGCGCAAAAGCUGGACGCUUUAACGUCCAUGGCCAACAUCGCUGGUUAUCGCGCCAUCCUUGAUGCCUUCGCCCGGUUUCCGCGCUUUAGCCGAGCAGGUUCCACCGCUUUUGGCUCCGUGCCACCAGCAAAGGUCUUUGUCAUCGGGGCCGGGGUUGCUGGUCUCAGUGCGAUUGCCACGGCGCAUUCACUUGGCUGCAAGGUCUUUGCCAAUGACGUGCGCGACGCUGCCCGCGAGCAGGUCGAGUCAAUGGGCGCACAAUUCAUUGCGGUGGACGCUCAGGGCAUCGCAGGUGAGGGUGCUGGAGGGUAUGCCACGGUCAUGGGCGAGGACUUCACUCGUGCCCAGCUGGCCACAUACGCCCGAGUCGUUCCCGACAUGGACGUGAUCGUCACCACGGCCAUGAUCCCGAACAGAGCAGCUCCGGAGCUGAUUACCAGCGAGAUGGUGGCCUCCAUGCGCAAAGGCUCCGUUAUCAUCGAUCUGGCUGCGCAGACUGGCGGCAACUGUGUCUACACGGAACAGAACAAGGCCGUCGUGACCCCAAACGGCGUGACCGUGGUGGGGGAGACGAACUACCCCUCCCAGAUGGCGUCGCAAUCGAGUGAGAUGCUGGGAAGCAACUUCACCGCCCUCCUUGAGGUGCUUGGUGGUGCUGAAGGCUUUGGUGGAGAACACUGGGAUGACCCUGUGGUGAAGCCAGCCAUCGUGGCUCGCGGGAGUGCAGUCGUGUGGGACCCCAACCCACCCAGGCCGCCGGCACCACCUGCCGCUGCCGAGGGCAAUGGUAUCGGUGGCUUUGGCGGCGCAUCGCCGGUGCCACCGCCGCCCCCUGCAGAGGCUAAUGCAGUCAUCGCCUGGAUCCAGGAGCACAAGGACGAGUUGGCUCUGGGUGUGGGCGCUGCCGUUGUCCUUGGCUUGGGCCUUGCAGUGGACAUCCCUGAGGCGGAGGUCACGCACUUGGGCUAUUUCGUCCUCUCGUGCCUUAUUGGAAACUUUACCGUAGCGGGAGUGACGCCUGCCUUGCACACACCGCUCAUCAGUGUGACAAACGCCAUCAGCGGUAUCAUUGUGGUGGGCGGUAUGCUGCAGCUGAGUGGCCCUGUGCUCUCAGCGCGAGUGGGCUGUGCGCUGGCUGCCGUGUUCCUCUCAAGCGUGAACAUCGUGGGAGGUUUUGCCGUCACGGCUCGGAUGCUGGAUAUGUUUCGUGAGGAUGCCAACCCAAAGAAGGCUUUGGCAGAAAGGUCCUAA